CACAACACCGAUCAAAUUAUUUUCUCUCCGAUUAACUUCCAAAAAGUAACAAAUUUAUCAGAGCCCUGCAGCGAAACCGCGUCAUAAACAUCACCAUAUAUGGUCACACCAACACUAACUAUAUCUCUAUGUCUCGAACUACACAUCGGCCGUUCAUUUUCGAGUAACCAGAAAAUAAUCGCCCCGCUCAAAACAAAGGCUAGCAAAUAUUCACAACAACACUGAAAUUUAACCCCGAGCAAAAUCAUCUUUGAAAAAAAUGCGCUGAAAUUAAUAUAUUUGCUAUUAUAGCAGCCUUUAUAUUAGCUCUUGUUUGUUGGCAUAUUGUACUAUCUUCGCUUUUUGAAAAUUUUCUAAUUAACUUUUUUAUUGUAGUUGAAACGCGACCGUUGAUUUAAGUAAGUCCACUAUUUUAAUAGUCGUUUUACCAUUUCAAAACCCUUUUGUUUAUUAAAAAAUUGAUAAAAGUCCGUAUACUAUUGAUGAUUAAUAGAUUUGGUCGCUGAAUGAAAGCCGUGUCGUCUGCUUCCGUUCAAAGUCUUUAUCGUCUACGCAAUUAAAGCGUUCAAGAUCCCGGUUGAAGAUCAAAUAUCCGACAUAUUCAGCGUUUUAUCUUAUCAGAAAAAAUGGCAUACAAAAAUCGAACAAUGGUGAAUAAUAAUCGCCGCUAACAAAUAUAUUGUAUUUUGGCUAAUUUCUAAUGAAAGCUUUUAUUAAAAAUAUUAACUAAUUUAUAACUUAUUAGUUAUGGAUACGGACUUCUUCAGACAUUUGAUUAUUGCCUUAGCUAUUAUUAUCAAUGUGAUUGAAUUUGUUGCUUGCACAAUCAAGAAAGAGAAACCUUUUAACCCUUUGCCUUCUUUAACAGCCUACACUCAAGAGGCGGAGAUCCUCAUGCCGACAGACAUCUACGCCGUCAAGGGGGUGGAACAGGACGCCAUCCUGGAGUGCCAGAUAUCUGGAUUCACCCCACCUGGUGAUGGAAGUGACACUUCGUCUGGGGACCAGUGGAGCAUCACGUGGCACAAGGAGGGGGAGGACUUCUCUCUUGUGACCAACUUCAUCGGGCUCACUUAUUCGGUCGAUAAAAACAAGCAAGUUUGCAAGUGGGAUCUCAACCGACAGAAUAGGAGAGAGUGGUGCUUCGACAGAGGAGACCCCCUCGUCCCCACUCUUACAUCAUUAUCAACCCCUCCCCACGACAACAAAAAACACUGCACAUAUCAGUUCAGAAACGUGUCAGAAGGCUCUGGAGUCUGUUCAUUCAUCAUCCGCAAUUUCGACCAAUCAGACGAGGGCAACUAUUCGGUGUCUGUUGAGUACAAACAGAAGCGGACGAAAUAUGUCUACCUACACAUAGUUGAUCAAUCAUAUCCGAAGGAGUGUGAGAUCACGAGCAACCUGCCCGACAGGAUCCGAGAGGACGAAGGAGAUGUCACUCUCACGUGCACCUUCUACGAGGCAUUUCCAUUUAUCACGAUGAAUAACAUCGGCUGGGCUAAAAACGAAAUACCUAUUCCUAAUUACGACAAACUGCCAGAGUCAGACCGACUGGCCAACUCACAGUGGCAAAACACGGAAAUGUCGAUCAACAAAAACAGAGCACUCAACGCGUUUGAUCUCAAACUGUACGAAGUUAACAGACGAGACACCGGAGUUUACAGCUGCUCUACAAUUGGAGCAUCGGGUCGACCAAUCAGAUGCGAGUACGAGCUGAAAAUAUCCUCUCCGACAAUCUCCCUUUACUACACGGGCCAUCAAUUUUACACUCCGAUUACGUCAUCAAGAGGCCAUAAGCUGACUCACACUAUGAGAGUGUUACGUAAUCACACGAAGCCGUUCAUGUGUCGUGCGGAGAAUGAAGUGAAUGCAACAGAAGCGACACCGAUUCGUGUCGACGUUCAAUACCAGCCUCUGGUUCGUGUCAAAAUCGACAAACCCGAAAUAGUCGAAGGUGAGUCGGUUUUCGCCGUAUGCGAGACAGUAUCGAACCCACCGCCUCGUCGGCUCUACUGGCGGCUUGACGAUUCCAUGAAAGAGUGGCCUUCGGUCGGGGGCAAAUGGGAUCCAAUAGGGGCGACGAUAAUGUCCAAAAUUUCCCUGGAUUUGUCCAAGGUCACACGAGAAGAGUCGGGUCAGUGGUCGUGUAUAGCGACUAAUGUGCUGCACAAUUCGAGACAACUCACUGGAAGUUCGAGUUUCAACGUCUCAGUGUUGUAUCCUCCGACUAACGUUCACAUCCAGCAGAGUAUGACCAGUGAACCCUCUGACGUCAUCACAAUCAAACCGACCAAUCAGGGACCUUCAAAACUACACUGUGUAUUCGACGACGGAAACCCGCGUGCUCUGGUUACGUGGCGCUUCCUCCGCUUCGGCCGAGCGAACGGGUCGCCCAAAUCACAACUUAUCACAAUGUACCACAACAGGAAACAGUCGCUGAUAACGUUCGAUAAGCCGACAGAGCAGAAUAGCGGCACUUACUGUUGUGAUGUAGAAAGUCUGAGGUUCGCGAUGGUGUCUGCAUGUGCUAAUGUGACGGUGCUGUUUGCCCCACAAGUGCCUGAAAUGCAACUGAAGUCAUCUCAGAUGCCAGUGACUCUGCCCCACUCGGCCGAGUUCUACUGCCAAGUCACAAUGUCUAACCCACCCGCAAUCAUCAAGUGGUACCUGAAUGGAGUAUCCCAGAAGCCCAGCCAGCAGGGCAGUGAGAGGGGUGGGGAUGAGUCAUACCACUGGCACAGUUGGAGUGUGAUGAGGGUGGGGCUGAGGCCAGAGAACCAUCUACAGCUGGUGUGGUGUUCCAGCCACUCGGAGGAGUUCCCUACCGAGAAGACGAGCCAGAAGAUCACACUCAACAUCAACUAUGCUCCUAUCAUCCGCAACACGUCUAACUCUUACGCUCUGAGUGGAGACUCGGCAACUAUAUCCUGCACUGUGAUUGGUCGGCCGACACCCGAAGUCUUCUGGUACAGAGGAGAUAUGUCGAUCACUAAGCAAUACGAACUGGAAAAUGGACUUACGAGUAAGGUGAUGAAGAUGAGGGAUGAGUGGACGGUUGAGAGUGAGUUGCGGGUGGGGAGGGUGGGAGAGGGGAACAGGGGGGACUACAAGUGCACGGCCUCCAACACCUUCGGCUCAUCACACGCCACAGCUAGCAUUCUGGAACCCAAUCCGCCCUCCUUAGAAGACAGUCUCACAGCCCAAUUCAUCCCCGACAACUCAGUCAACCUGUCGUGGGUGCCAGCCAAGUCGCACUACUACCCCAUGCACACUUGGUACCAGGUGUGGUACCUCACUUCAGUCACACUCCAGCAGGGCCAGGACAAGAAAGGGCAGCAGACUGGUGGUGGUGAUGGAGAAGAAGGCGCCCGUGAGUCCACGGAGGUGGCCUUGAUGACUAAACUGGAGCACAAUUACACCACUAGUUUUGCCCUGGUGCCCCGUCUGCAGGCCGGCAACUUCUACCACUUGUUCGUGAGGGCCUGUAAUGAAGCAGGAUGCAGUCAUCCCCCCAUCAGUCGUGUGUUCGACUUCGAAGCGUCCUUGUCUAACAGUGCGGAGGCCUUGCAGUCUGAGGUGGACAUUAAGGAGAUGACAAUAUUGGAAGUCACUCUGUCUCUGGUCGUCGGCUGUCUCUCCAUCGCCCUCUGCUACCUCAUUGGGGUGUUAGUGAUCUGUGUGAAGAAGAUUAGGACCCUAGAGGACCUAGCAACAGGGGUCAAGUUUUCCGAACAUCAGCAGUACAGUACACAAAGAUCGCAGCAACACCAUCAGAUGAACGAGUCAAACAACAACACACUAACAGGAUAUUCAAUGAAAGUGCCGGUUGGAUCCAAUCAGAGCAUGGCCAUUCCUAGAAGCUAUCUGGCACAACUGGACGCAGCCGGAGCAAUGAAGGAGUCUAUCGCCUAACCACUAUUUCCAAGGAUGCUCCACUCCAGAUCUCAUCAAACACUAAAUUUUUAAACUUUUUAAAUUUUUUUGGUUAUAACUCCCAGAAUGGUUAUCACGGUUGGUUAUAACGGAUAACUCGUAUUGUAAAUAAUGGCUUAAAUAAGUUUACUCGAAAAUCCUCCAAACUGAAAGGCGUCAACUCAAGGUUCGGUAAUCACUGUAGUGUGCAAAAUUGCGGUGGUAGGCAAACAAGCCAAAGGCCAACAAACCGAAAAGCCAAC
Molecule: messenger RNA, 4175 nt
Organism: Symsagittifera roscoffensis
Lineage: Eukaryota; Metazoa; Xenacoelomorpha; Acoela; Convolutidae
Product: titin-like
Exons: 19
Coding region: 748-3912 (1054 amino acids)
Biological process (GO): cell-cell adhesion
Cellular component (GO): plasma membrane; cell-cell junction
Molecular function (GO): cell adhesion molecule binding
Source: RefSeq, a predicted model, not a curated record